GAAAUCCCAUCAUCCUAUAUGGCAUUGUUUCCUCACCUGCUUCAGCCAGUGCUGUGGGAAAGGACAGGAAACAUUCCCCCCCUGGUCAGGCUGCUGCAGGCUUACCUGGAGCGAGGAGCCAGCACCAUUGCCAGCGCGGCCGCCGACAAAAUCCCUGGAUUGUUAGGUGUGUUCCAGAAGCUGAUUGCCUCUAAAGCUAACGAUCACCAAGGGUUCUAUCUUCUAAACAGUAUCAUAGAGCACAUGCCCCCGGAAUCAGUUGACCAGUACAGGAAACAAAUCUUCAUUCUGCUCUUCCAAAGACUUCAAAAUUCCAAAACAACCAAGUUUAUUAAAAGUUUCCUGGUCUUCAUUAACUUGUACUGCAUCAAGUAUGGGGCGUUAGCUCUGCAGGAGAUAUUUGACAGCAUACAGCCAAAGAUGUUUGGAAUGGUUUUGGAGAAAAUUAUAAUUCCUGAUAUCCAGAAAGUGUCUGGACAAGUGGAAAAGAAAAUCUGUGCUGUUGGCAUUACAAAAAUACUAACCGAAUGUCCUCCCAUGAUGGACACUGAGUACACCAAGCUGUGGACUCCUCUGCUGCAGGCCCUCAUUGGCCUCUUUGAGUUGCCUGAGGAUGACACGAUCCCUGACGAGGAGCACUUCAUUGACAUCGAGGAUACUCCUGGCUAUCAGACUGCAUUCUCUCAACUAGCCUUUGCUGGGAAGAAGGAACACGAUCCAGUAGGUCAGAUGGUUAACAACCCUAGAAUCCACCUGGCACAGUCCCUCCACAAGCUGUCUACAGCAUGCCCAGGCAGGGUCCCCUCCAUGCUGAGCACCAGCCUGAACGCAGAAGCGCUGCAGUAUCUCCAGGGAUACCUCCAAGCUGCCAGUGUGACUCUGCUCUGAACUGCAGAUCCUCCACAGAGAUCAAACCUGGUUUGUUACACACUGACUUGUUUGUAGCAGAGCUCAGACAAAGUGAAAAAUGCUGCUUGAAAUCGUGUUGCAGAUUCCAUCUUGUAAGAGAUCAGUGUGGUUUUGAGCCGAAGCUGAAAGAAUUUGGUGGUGUGUGUACUCAUAGCUAAAGGUGGCUACCUUCCAUUCCCAGUUUAAUUCCAAAGGGAAUAGUCAUAGCAGUUUGGUAUGGGAUUUAUUUGAAACCUGCAGUGUUUGGAUCACAUUUGAAAUGUAUGGAGAGCACUGGCUGUAGAAACUCACUUCAGUCACUAAAGUUCCUUUUCAUUUUGAUGUUGUCCUUUGUAUUUCUUUUGUCUUUCCUUAAACUCAAUCUAAAUUGUGAAUAAA
Molecule: messenger RNA, 1287 nt
Organism: Acanthisitta chloris (rifleman)
Lineage: Eukaryota; Metazoa; Chordata; Aves; Passeriformes; Acanthisittidae
Product: exportin-2-like
Exons: 7
Coding region: 19-888 (289 amino acids)
Biological process (GO): protein import into nucleus; protein export from nucleus
Cellular component (GO): nuclear envelope; cytosol
Molecular function (GO): nuclear export signal receptor activity; small GTPase binding
Source: RefSeq, a predicted model, not a curated record